AUGUGCAUUUUUAGGGCCAUCACAUGUUCGUUGAUGUCCGGUCGCUAUCUUCCCUCAUCAAUGACCGCUUGUGGUUUUGCUUGUCAUCUUCGCGCUUCUCUUCAUCGAUUCUACAAGUGGGUUACUCGGGCAUUAGCACCCACGCUACCGCGAAUGCACUUCACGAUGCCGAAAAGUACACAAUGGUCCAUAACGAUUGAGCGAGCCCGGUUGAAGCAGGCAGCCAUGUUGUUGGGCCAUCACAUGUUCGUUGAUGUCGGGCCUCUCUCUUCCCUCGUCAAUCACCGCUUGUCGUUUUGCUUGUCAUCUUCGCGCUUCUCUUCAUCGAUUCUACAACCACACUACCGCGAAUGCACAUCACGAUGCCGAAAAGAACAGCGAUGCCCACAACAAUUGAACCAACGUUUUGGGCAGGCAGCCAUGUUUUCGAAAUUUAGCACGUGGGCGACUAUUCGAAUCGCCCAACCUGAAGCCGGCGAAAUCUCACAGAGAAUGGCCACUCGCCGCCACCCAACUCGGAACAAUCGUCAUUCGGGAACGAACAUCGGCUAUCUUCUCUUUUCCUCGACUUCGUCACGAGGUAUCUCUUUGGCAACAACUUGGCUGGCGGUGAAAUAUUCAAAAGAAACAGAUCUGGUUCUCGUCGACGGUUUUUCAUGGUGUCGAUUGUUGGGUGACCGAAUGGAUCGAUUAUUUUUAUGUGAUUUCGCCGACAUCUCCACACUACCGCGAAUGCACUUGACGAUUCCGAAGAGAACACCGAUGCCCACAACGGUUGAACGAACGGCAGACAGCCGGAGACAUGUGGGCGAUCAUUCGAAUCACCCAACCUGGCAACUGGCCGGCGAAAUUUCACAGAGAAUGGCCGCUCGCCGCCACCCAACUCGAGGCAAUCGUCAUUCAGGACUCUUUUGGCAACAACUUGGCUGGCGAUCAAAUAUACAAAAGAAACGGAUCUGGUGGGGAUACGGCGUUGUCGAAAUGAUUGCUGGGUUCUCGUCGACGAUUUUUCAUUGUGUCGAUUGUUUGGUGACCGAGCGGAUCGACGAUUUUGUGGCCACACUGCCGCGAAUGCACUUCACGAUGCCGAAAAGUACACAAUGGUCCAUAACGAUUGAGCGAGCCCGUUUGGAGCAGGCAGCCAUGUUUUUGAUGCAAAUACGAUUGCAUGAACCAACAUCGGCUAUCUUCUCUUUUCUCAACUUCGUCACGACGUACAUUUGGCAACAACUUGGCUGGCGAUCAAAUAUACAAAAGAAACGAAUCUGGUGGGGAUACAGUGUUGUCGGAAUGAUUGCUUGGUUCUCGUCGACGAUUUUUCAUUGUGUCGAUUGUUCGGUGACCGAGUGGAUCGACUAUUUUUAUGUGAUUUCGCCGACAUCUUUCUUCUCAACAAUCUUCGAUCUAUUGCUUAAUUUACUCAAAGUCGAAAUCUAUCUCCCAGCAAUGGCGUGUCGCUUUUAUGGAAUAUUUUAUACGAUUUUUGGCAUGAGUGUCACUUGGGCCAUGUUUCUCGGGUUCAUCUCAAUUUGGGGAAUGGUUGGUGGAACGACGGCUUGUUUCCUCUUUCGACAUGAACAAGUCCUUCCACCGGAUCAUUGGAUCAAAUUAGGAGUGUCAAAAUGGACCUGGAUUCUUGUCGCCCAUGGUGUGCCGUAUGUCGGCGGCGGUUUAUAUGGGAUUUGGUCAUUCCCAUUCGAGCAUCCACCAAAUGCGAGCGGGUUGCCGAAGUUGAUCGAGGCGUACCCCCAAAAUGCCUAUCUCCAAUAUGAGACUGACACAUGGAUCGGUGACCCAAACGCUCUUCUAAGUCCACCAAUUUUCGAUUUAACUUGUGUACAAUUAUUGUUGUAUUCGGCAUUAUGUCCAAGUGUCGAAAUCCCUAUUGUGGCUAUAGUCCCCGUAAUCACCAUUGUAGUCCCAUUCUCGAUUCUCGCUUUAUUGUUGGUGUUAGGCGAAACAUUACCACAAGAAGUUCUCAACGCCAACAGCAUCAACGUCACCUUGCAUGGGAAAGUCUGUUCCAUUCUCAUCAUUGCACUCACUCAACCGUAUCGAAAAUUUUUCCUUGAUCAGCUUAAACAAGUGCUAAAAUUUGUUAACUUCUCGAAAAAGAUGGAAAACUAUCCAAAAUCAAAGAAGUUCACAUCGAGGAGA
This is a messenger RNA of Mesorhabditis belari, 2157 nucleotides long. The record is from the annotation of a GenBank genome assembly. NCBI's taxonomy places the organism in Eukaryota, Metazoa, Nematoda, Chromadorea, Rhabditida, Rhabditidae.